AUGUUCCGCAACGGCGCGACACGGAGCCUCCUCCGCUCCCUCAAUGCCCAACCCACCCUCCGCAACACCCAGUCUGCCUUCCGCCCGCAACUGAGGUCGCAACUAUGCACUCUAUCCACCCGCCGGCCACAGGCUCUCGCCGUGGGCAAGCCAUUGGCCCUGCAGCUCAUGCGUGCUCAGUCCAGCAACACCCGCGGCCCCAUGGACACGAUCGACACCAAGCGCGAACAGAGCAUUGCCCAGCAGAAGCUGGAAGUCGAUCCUGCCCACGUUAGCAGCACCUCCUCGAUUCACCCUGUCCUCGGAGAGGCCAAGACUGAAGAGAGCGGCGAGCGGGAUACUGAGAUGCUGGCUGGUGUCAAGACAGACUUGCAAACCAUUCGUGAUACCUUCAGCCUGGAGGAUGUCCCCAGACAGGCCUACUACAUUGGUCUCGCUGGUGUCCUGCCCUACGUGGCAACCUCGGCCAGCACCAUCUACUGCGCGUGGGAGAUCAACCACGCCGCGGCCAAUGGCGUCGGUUUCCUCAUGAGCGAAAAGACCGCUGAGCUCAUGCUCCACAUCCUUGAGCCUCUGCAGGUUGGCUACGGCGCCACGAUCAUCUCUUUCCUUGGAGCCAUCCACUGGGGCCUUGAAUUCGCCAAGUACGGCGGCCAGCACGGCUACUCGCGCUACUCGAUCGGUGUCAUUUCUACCGCUCUCGCUUGGCCUACCAUUCUCCUUCCCGUGGAGUACGCCCUCAUCUCGCAGUUCUUGAUCUUCAACUUCCUGUACUACACCGACUCGCGCGCCUCGAAGAAUGGCUGGGCUCCACCGUGGUACGGGGUCUACCGUUUCGUCCUGACCUUCAUCGUCGGUGCUAGCAUUGUCGCUUCGUUGAUCGGCCGUGGACAAAUUGCCGACCGCAUCGGCCGUCUCCCGGGCCCAGCCGAUCGUGUCAGGGAACUGCGCGAGCACCAGCAGCAGGAGUACGAGAACGAGGAGGAGGCCAGGAGACAGCUGCUGGCUGAGAAGGACGAGGAAGAGUAA
Molecule: messenger RNA, 1029 nt
Organism: Zasmidium cellare ATCC 36951
Lineage: Eukaryota; Fungi; Ascomycota; Dothideomycetes; Mycosphaerellales; Mycosphaerellaceae
Exons: 3
Coding region: 1-1029 (342 amino acids)
Source: RefSeq, a predicted model, not a curated record